AAGCCAUCAUUGACGGUCAGUGACAGUGUGGUGGCAUACUACUAUACAAUCUACAUAUAUAAUAUCAGUGAUAAUAUGAGGAUGUAUUGUACCAUGUGGUCCAUGUGCCGGAUAUUCUAUAACCUAAAUAGUUUAUAAUUGACGGGUAAAAUUUAUUUUCAAAAUGUAAGAUGCCAUUAAUGCGAUUUUUGUAAAAUAAUUUUCUCAUGAAAGUUGCAUAUAUUGUUUUAUUUGAAGAAAAUAUAUUACAGAAAUCUGUAAAACUGAGAAGACCGCCAAAAUGAUACAGAAUAAAUAUCGUGCGUCACGUUUAACUCCAAAGCAUUUAGACCCAAAAUGUCUAAUGUUUUCUAUGUUCACUGCAAAUGAUAUAAGAAAUUUAAGUGUUACUAAGAUACGAACACCUUUAUCAUUUAAUAUAUUAGGGCAUCCAUUGAAAGGGGGAUUAUACGAUCCAGCAUUAGGCCCUCUGAUAGAAAGUUCAGAUCCGUGUGGAACAUGUGGGUGCAAUGUAUUCAAAUGUUCAGGACACUUUGGACACAUAGAAUUACCUGUACCAGUUGUAAAUCCAUUGUUUCAUAAAGCAUUAAGCAUGUUGAUUAAAUUAACGUGCUUGAACUGCUUUGUUUUGCAAAUUCCAGCUUAUGUAAAGUUAUUGUUGUCCGCAAAAUUGAAAUUACUUCAGCAAGGAUUGCUUAGCGAAUUAGAAGGAUUGGAACAAGAAGUAAUGACUGUUGUUUCAAAUUCGAGCAGCCCUUUCGAAGUUGAUUUGCAAUGUGUUCAAAAUGUUAUUGAUAAUUAUACAGAGAAUCUUAUUAAUCAAUCAAGAUUUAAUCAGUCAUUUAUGCAAUGCAAUGAAAUUCAAUUGAAUACAAAAAAUAUCAACAUGCAGUGGCAUACAUAUGUAGAAAAUAUUCUCAAACAAUAUACAACGCCAAAAAUUUGUGUAUAUUGUCAACAACCCAUACCGAAACUCUCAACAUUAAAGAAUAAAAUUAUGACUACUAAAGUACCCAAUACAGCUGCUGAAAAGGAACAUUCACGUGGAGUUAUUCAUAAAUUAGAAACGAUUAUGAUAAUGCCAGAUCAGUCUAAGGAUUAUCUCAGAAACCUUUGGCAAAAUGAAAAAGAUUUUCUCAAAAUAAUUAUUCCUUGCUUUGGAAUGGUAGACAUUGAAUAUCCGACUGAUAUAUUUUUUUUCGAAAUAAUACCAGUUUUGCCACCUAUAGUUAGGCCAGUUAAUUUUGUUAAUGGCCAAAUGAUCGAACAUCCACAAUCUCAAGUGUACAAAAGUAUUAUUCAAGACUGUCUUGUUCUGAGAAAUAUUAUUCAGACGAUUCAAGAUGGAGAUACAAAUCAAUUACCAGAAGAGGGUAAGGUAGUCUUUGAACAAAUAAAAGGUAGUACAGCGAUUGAAAAAUUACACAAUGGUUGGCAAAGUUUACAAAUAAAUGUAGAUCAUUUAAUGGAUCGUGAUAUGAAUAAAACGGCAGAUUCUGUAAACUGUCAAGGAUUGAAACAAGUUAUAGAAAAAAAAGAAGGUGUGAUUAGAAUGCAUAUGAUGGGUAAAAGAGUAAACUUUGCAGCUCGUUCGGUUAUUACACCUGACCCUAAUUUGAACAUAGAUGAAAUUGGCAUUCCCGAAACUUUUGCCCUAAAAUUAACGUAUCCAGUACCUGUUACACCUUGGAAUGUUGUGCAUUUAAGACAAUUGGUUUUGAAUGGUCCCGAUGUUCAUCCAGGUGCUGUACUGGUCGAGCACGAAGAUGGAAGCGUACAACGUAUUUCCUCUGAUAGCGCUGUCCAACGAGAAGCCGUUGCGAAACGUCUUUUAACAACAAGCGAUAAAGCAAAUAAAUUUUUUAAAGGUAUUAAAAUUAUACACAGACAUUUACAAAAUGGAGACGUCUUAUUAUUGAAUCGUCAACCAACAUUGCAUAAGCCUAGUAUAAUGGCUCACAAAGCACGUAUUUUGAAAGGAGAAAAAACAUUACGUCUUCAUUAUGCUAAUUGCAAAGCUUAUAACGCAGACUUUGAUGGUGACGAAAUGAACGCACAUUUUCCCCAAAAUGAACUUGCUAGAAGCGAAGGAUACAAUAUAGCUAACGUAUCCAAACAGUAUCUUGUACCUAAAGAUGGUACUCCAUUAAGUGGUCUUAUUCAAGAUCAUGUAAUUUCUGGUGUCCGUUUAACGACAAGGGGAAUGUUUUUUUCACGCAAAGAUUAUAUGCAAUUAGUCUAUGCUGCUUUGUCUACGAUACAAGAAAAUAUAAUUCUUGUUCCUCCUAGUAUUAUAAAACCAAUACCAUUGUGGUCUGGUAAACAAAUCAUAUCCACCGUUAUCAUUAAUAUUAUUCCAUUGAAUCAAGCACGUAUCAAUUUAACAUCAAGUGCUAAGAUUAAUGCAAAAGAAUGGCAAGUUGCGAAGGCACGGCGUUGGAAAUGCGGUACUGAAUUUUCAGAUCCUAAAACAAUGUCAGAAGCCGAAGUUAUUAUACGAAACGGGGAAUUAUUAUGCGGUGUACUUGAUAAAACACAUUAUGGCGCUACUCCGUUUGGUCUUAUACAUUGUAUUUUUGAAUUAUAUGGUGGAACAUGCUCUACAAAAAUAUUAAGUGCCUUUGGUAAAUUAUUUCAAUCUUUUUUACAAAGAAAUGGAUUUACGCUUGGCAUCGAAGAUAUCUUAUUGUUGAAAAAAGCAGAUGUUAAACGUAAAGAAAUUAUUUCCAACUGCAGAAAAAUUGGGGGAGAUAUCCAAAGAUCAGUACUAGAAUUACCCGAUGACACGUCAAUGGAUGUAGUUACAGCUAAAAUGGAAGAAUCUUUUUGGAGUAAUUCUAAAUUUCGCGCGCAAGUUGAUCGAAAAUACAAAACUGCGUUAGACGUUUACACUAAUGACAUAAAUAAAACAUGUUUACCAGCUGGUCUAUUAAAAAAAUUUCCAGAUAAUAAUUUGCAAUUAAUGGUUCAAUCAGGUGCAAAAGGUUCUACUGUAAAUACUAUGCAAAUAUCUUGUUUGCUUGGUCAAAUUGAGUUGGAAGGAAAGAGGCCACCUUUAAUGAUUAGUGGAAAAAGUCUUCCAAGCUUUCUUGCGUAUGAUCCAACACCGAGAGCUGGCGGUUUUAUCGAUGGUCGAUUCAUGACAGGCAUUAAGCCUCAAGAAUUUUUCUUCCACUGUAUGGCUGGUCGUGAAGGUCUUAUUGAUACUGCUGUAAAGACCAGUAGGUCAGGAUAUUUACAACGUUGUCUUAUUAAACAUCUUGAAGGAUUAGUUAUUAAUUACGAUUCAACGGUACGAGAUUCAGAUGGCAGUUUAGUACAAAUUUAUUAUGGGGAAGACGGGCUUGAUAUACCAAGUUCAAGAUUUUUAACAAAAGAACAAAUUAACUUUUUAAUAGAUAAUAGGAAUGCUAUUGUUAAUGAAGAGGUGGUUAAAAAUCUGAAAGAAGAUAUAGAUGCAGAACAAAUUUCGAAACUAACGAAAAAAAUAAAAAAAUGGAUAAAUAAAAACGGAAAUGCUUUACAGAAAAGGAGAAUUAGUCCAUUUAUGAAAUUUUCUACAGAAGAUAUGAAUAUUAAGAGUUCGAAAUAUGUAAAAAUCGACGAAAAUAGUGGAAGAAGUAAAGCUGCACUUUCGCUUAUGAGAAAAUGGUUAAGAACUACAGAGGAAAAUAGAAAAUUUAUUUAUGCCCAAUGUAUCAAGUGCCCUGAUCCAGUAAUGUCAAAAUACAGACAAGACAUAAAUUUUGGUGUACUUUCAGAGCGAUUAGAAAGUUUAAUAGAUGGAUAUAUUGCUAAUAAAUCUAAAACUUCUUUAAUAAAAAAAAGUAAUUUGAGAGAUCUUUUGUCCAUGAAAGUAAUGAAAAGUGUUUGUCCACCUGGUGAACCAAUAGGGUUAUUAGCAGCACAGUCAAUAGGAGAACCAUCGACUCAAAUGACUUUAAAUACUUUUCAUUUUGCUGGCCGUGGAGAGAUGAACGUCACGUUAGGUAUACCUAGGUUACGUGAAAUACUCAUGAUGGCAUCCAAAAAUAUUAAAACACCCAGCAUGGAAAUACCAUUUCAUAAAGAUAUAAAUAAUAUAACAAAACGUGCAAACAAACUGAGAUUAAAAUUAACCAAAUGUAUAUUAUCAAAUGUUUUAAACAGUGUUACAAUAAACAGACAAAUAGAACUUGUGCCAAACAGACGAUUGGUAUAUACUAUGACUGUUAAUUAUCUUCCACAUAAAUUGUAUAAAGGAGAAUUUUGUAUACAGCCACAUCAUGUACUGAAAAAGACAGAAGAAGUAUUUUUCAAGGAAAUGUUUAAGGAAAUUAAAAAAGUUGCAAAAGUAACUGGUGCCUUAUUACAUGUUGAAGAAGAAAGGAAAUCCAUGUACGAAGAUGAUGCUUUAUUAGAUGAGGCUGAGCCAAGCGAAGGGAUAAAAUCUGCAUUGACACCACGAGCAAACUUAGGAGAAUUGCAUGAAUCUUCAGAUGAAGAUGAAACAGCAGAAGAUGCAGAUGCAACUUUAACACGAUCAAUUUCUCGCCACAAAGAAAAUCAGGAAUAUGAAGAUCCCGAAGAAGAGGAAAUAGAUGAUAUAAACGAAAAAGAAGAUGAUAUUACAGAAAAUGACAAUGAAAAAGUAAUAAAUAGAGAACAACAAGAAGAUGAAGACGAAGAUGAAGACAUUGAUAAAGACAAAUUGGUGUGCGGCUCAAGUGAAAUAUAUUAUAAGCAAAGAAGAAACGAUGUUACAAACAUGUAUGUUCAUGGAGUGGAAUAUGACUACGAUGAAGAUAAAUACUCAUGGUGCAAAUUAACAUUUUGGUUACCACUUCAAAUGAUAAAAUUGGAUUUACCGACAAUAAUUAGGAAUGUGGCAAAUAAAGUUGUAUUAUCAGAGGUACCGUGUAUAAAACGUGCUUUUACAUUUCAAAACAAUAAUGGAGACACUGUUCUCAAAACUGAUGGCAUAAAUAUAAUAGAAAUGUUUAAAUACGACAAAUUAUUAAAUUUAAAUAAGUUAUAUUCUAACGACAUUUAUGGUAUUUCUCAAACAUACGGAAUUGAAGCUGCUAAUAGAGUAAUUGUAAAAGAAGUCAAAGAUGUGUUCAAAAUGUAUGGUAUUACAGUUGAUACCCGCCAUUUGUUAUUAAUUGCGGAUUAUAUGACUUUCGACGGCAGAUUUCAACCCCUAAGUCGUAAAGGAAUGGAAGACUCUGCUUCUCCUUUGCAGCAAAUGAGCUUCGAAAGUUCUCUUAAUUUCUUAAAACAUGCUACAUUGCAAGGAAAACGAGAUAAUUUAGUGUCUCCCUCUAGUCGAUUAAUGCUAGGCCAACCAUGUAAAUCUGGUACUGGAUCAUGUUCAUUAUUAUUAAAGAUACAAAAACAACCAGAGUCCUCUUUAUCAGUGGGUGCAUAAUAACUAUGUAAAUAUUCAGCAUCUUUAAUGGUAUUGC
Colletes gigas is the source of this 5447-nucleotide messenger RNA. It is a transcript of the gene RpI1, whose product is annotated as DNA-directed RNA polymerase I subunit RPA1. The transcript has 6 exons. Gene Ontology annotation, biological process: DNA-templated transcription. Gene Ontology annotation, cellular component: RNA polymerase I complex. Lineage: Eukaryota; Metazoa; Arthropoda; Insecta; Hymenoptera; Colletidae. Bases 281 to 5410 code for a protein of 1709 amino acids. Gene Ontology annotation, molecular function: DNA binding; DNA-directed RNA polymerase activity. The record is from RefSeq and is a predicted model, not a curated record.